Molecule: messenger RNA, 327 nt
Organism: Pistacia vera
Lineage: Eukaryota; Viridiplantae; Streptophyta; Magnoliopsida; Sapindales; Anacardiaceae
Product: pentatricopeptide repeat-containing protein At4g38010-like
Exons: 1
Coding region: 1-327 (108 amino acids)
Biological process (GO): RNA modification
Molecular function (GO): protein binding; RNA binding
Source: RefSeq, a predicted model, not a curated record
AUGCAAUACGCAGACGCAGGUCUGGAGCCCAAUGUGAUUGCCUUGGAUUCGUGUGCAAGUUUCUGUGCCAUUGAAAUGGGUAUUUGGAUACAUGAUUUUAAAAAGAGGAGAGGAUGGGAUUUGGAUGUAAUUGUGGGUACCGCUUUGGUUGAUAUGUAUGGAAGAUGUCGGAGGAUUGAAGAAGGAUUAAGACUUUUCCAAGGAAUGAAAGAGAAGAUUGAACUUACGCCGAAUGCGGAUAUUAAAGGGCUAGCUCUUGGUAAGAGAGGCGAGGAAGCAGUUUGGGUGGUUCUAAUGAAAUGGAGCAAUAAGGGUAUAAUGCUGUGA